Catharus ustulatus (Swainson's thrush) is the source of this 3587-nucleotide messenger RNA. It is a transcript of the gene NTNG1, whose product is annotated as netrin G1. NCBI's taxonomy places the organism in Eukaryota, Metazoa, Chordata, Aves, Passeriformes, Turdidae. Gene Ontology annotation, molecular function: cell-cell adhesion mediator activity. The transcript has 10 exons. The coding region runs from base 737 to 2485 and encodes 582 amino acids. The record is from RefSeq and is a predicted model, not a curated record.
CGCCGGGCAUCGCCCCGCCGGCGAGGAGCGGCGUGCCGGGCACUGGUACCCAGCCUGGAAACUGCUCCUCCCUCGCUUCGGAAAUUGCAGGCGGCUUUUCUAAACAUUCACACAGAACCCCCAAAGAAAACCCCUCAUGGCGGUGAGCAGCGCAGAUCAGCUAAACGCGAUAAAGCAGAUGCUUUUCUACUCUCAAAGUUGGUGCAUGUGCGGUUUUGGCCUCUGAUUGAUAUACUUUUAUUGUUCUGCAAUCAACUUUUCAACAUUCCGGAUCUGAUGUGGGUGCUGGUGCCAGAAGAAAAGGAUGAUUGAUGGGAAACAGACACCAGCCUAUAGAGACUCACCUUCUUCCUUCGGAUACUGAUUUAUCAGUGUGUCCAGGCAUCCCCUGCAAGCCCUGACACAGAGGAUCACUCAGGGUUAUCGACAGCGUAGCAGAAGACCUGCAACUUCACAAAUUAUUAUCUGCUGUUGGACAUUUUUUACAAGAAGCCCUGACAGAUAAGUUAUAAGACGAAGGACAAGCGCUGCAUGGCUGUGAAAGGCUGUCAUCAGGGCCUGGGUGGCUUCUACCAAAGUCUUUAAACAUAGUGAAAAAAACAUCCUAUCCUAAUGCUUCACGUUUGAAUUGGAACCUGUUUUAUAAAUAUAUACAUAUAUAUGUACAUAUAAUCUCUAGACUGCACGUACGUCAGCGCUGAGCAUCCUUACGAAGCUGACAUCAAAGGAUUUAGAAAUGUAUUUGUCAAGAUUCCUGUCACUUCAUGCCCUCUGGGUUACUGUAUCCUCCGUGAUGCAGCACUACCCUUCUGUGUGGGGACACUAUGACGUGUGUAAGACUCAGAUUUACACAGAAGAAGGAAAAGUAUGGGAUUACAUGGCCUGCCAGCCAGAAGCCAGAGACAUGAUCAAAUAUGUAAAAGUGACUCUAGAUCCCCCAGACAUAACAUGUGGAGAUCCUCCUGAGACUUUCUGUGCAAUGGGGAAUCCCUACAUGUGCAAUAAUGAAUGUGAUGCGAGUACCCAAGAACUGGCUCAUCCUCCAGAGCUGAUGUUCGAUCUGGAAGGAAGACAUCCCUCCACAUUUUGGCAGUCCACAACUUGGAAGGACUAUCCGAAGCCUCUUCAUGUUAACAUUACACUCUCCUGGAACAAAACCAUUGAGCUUACAGAUAACAUAGUCAUCACCUUUGAAUCUGGCCGUCCCGACCAAAUGAUCCUGGAGAAAUCACUCGACUAUGGACGAACGUGGCAGCCCUACCAGUACUAUGCCACAGACUGCUUAGAUGCUUUUCACAUGGAUCCAAAAUCAGUGAGGGAUUUAUCACAGCACACAGUCCUAGAAAUCAUUUGCACAGAGGAAUACUCUACCGGGUACAUGACAAAUAGUAAAAUAAUCCACUUCGAAAUCAAAGAUAGAUUUGCUUUUUUUGCUGGACCUCGGCUUCAUAACAUGGCUUCUCUUUAUGGCCAGCUUGACACCACCAAGAAGUUAAGAGAUUUCUUUACCAUCACAGACCUGAGAAUAAGACUGCUUAGGCCAGCAACUGGUGAAAUAUAUGUAGAUGAGCAACAUCUGGCACGCUACUUUUAUGCAAUUUCAGACAUAAGGGUAUAUGGAAGGUGUAAGUGCAACCUUCAUGCUACUGGCUGUAAAGAAGAAAACAAAAGACUACUUUGUGAAUGUGAGCAUAACACAACGGGCCCAGACUGUGGAAAAUGCAAGAAGAAUUAUCAGGGCCGACCAUGGAGCGCUGGUUCUUACCUGCCUAUACCUAAGGGCACUGCUAAUAUCUGUAUACCCAGUAUUUCCAGUAUUGGUAAUCCUCCAAAGUUUGAUAGGAUAUGGCCGAAUAUUUCUUCCCUUGAGGUUUCUAAACCAAACCAAGUUGCUCCCAAAUUAGCUAUGUCAACUGUUUCUUCUGUUCAAGUUGCAAACCACAAGAGAGACUGUGAAUGCUUCGGGCACUCCAACCGGUGCAGUUACAUCGAGCUGCUCAAUACGGUCAUUUGCGUGAGCUGUAAGCACAACACUAGAGGUCAGCACUGCGAGUUAUGCAGGCUGGGCUACUUCAGAAAUGCUUCUGCAGAGCUGGACGAUGAAAAUGUGUGCAUAGACUGUUAUUGUAACCCUUUUGGUUCAGUCCAUGAUCGCUGUAAUGACAGAGGAUUUUGUGAGUGUAAGGAGGGAACAUCAGGGCCUAAAUGUGAUAAAUGUCUGCCGGGAUAUAUCUGGCACAGCUUGGGCUGUCAACCAAACGUGUGUGACAACGAGCUCCUGCACUGCCAGAACGGGGGAACGUGCAUCAACAACGUGCGCUGCCAGUGCCCGCCGGCCUACACAGGCAUCCUGUGCGAGAAGCUGCGGUGCGAGCGCGACCCGGGCGGCUGCAGCCGCAGCUCGGGCCAGGGGCUGGCAGCCCUGGGGCCCGGCCUGCUGCUGCUGCCCACCCUGCUCAUGGGCUGGGCACUCUGCAGCUGCUGAGGCCUGGGGCCCACCCUGCUCAUGGGCUGGGCACUCUGCAGCUGCUGAGGCCCCGGGACCCACCCUGCUCAUGGCCAGGGGCCCGCCCUGCUCACGGUCUGGGCGCUCUGUAGCUGCUGAGGCUCUGCCCGGCCAUGCCGCGCUUGGACUGAACACAGCAAUGGGCCGCAGGGAACGGGACACAACCCAGGCUGCACCACUGGAAUCCCAAAGGGAAAAAAGAAUAAAAAUAACCACACACAAACUAGGAAGGCCGAACUGAACUAAGCCAUAUCACUCGGUCACGGACAGGGCUGCGAGUCCGACUGUUCAGCUGUGACUCGAGGCGCGUUGGCAGCGGCCUGUUCUGUCCGAUCAACCAGCGCUGGCUGCAGGACUGACACGGCUUCCACAGCCCCAGAAUGGGAAAAGAAUCCCAACAACAUCCGCUACUCCUCUCUGGUGCGCUACUGUACCUCCGCCCAGCGUGUGGACUGACCAAACCAAGGCAUUCUUUGCUGUCAGUGCAUUGUGGGUAUAAGGAAAUCUGUAAAAGCUGCCAUAUUGGCCUGCUUCAGCCCCCAAAUCCUUUCCAACCUGUGCUUUAGUGAACGUUGCUCUGUAACCCUUGUUGGUUGAAAGAUUUCUUUGUCUGAUGUUAGUGAUGCACAUGUGUAACAGCCCCCUCAAUAAAACUCAAGCCAGUCAUAUCCUUGUAUACCUUAGCAGCACUGCAUCAGUAAGAUGCUGUGUUCACCUACUGUACAAGAGUGGCUAUAGGACAAAAAGUGUAUUUAUCCUUUUGUAUUCAAAUGAAGUUAUUUUUCUUGAAAUAAUGUACAAUGUAGAUUUUUUGUAUUAUUGCCUAUUUGUGUUACCAGACAAUUUAUUAAUGUAUUUAAUUCUAAUCAGGUAAGAGAAAAUUACUUUUUAUUUAGUCCUUUUCUUUUUUCUUUCAUUUAAUUGUGCAGAGAUUUCUCUGUAUGGGCAACGUGCUGGCAUCAAAGAAUAUCAGUUUACAUAUAUAACAAGUGUAAUAAGAUUCCACCAAAGGACAUUAUAAAUGUUUUCUUGUUGCUUUAACACUGGAAGAUUUCAAAGAAUAAAAAUUCCUGCAUAAACA